AUGAUCGUGGUAUGUGAUGAUAAACUUUCUGAACUUCAAGCAGAAGAAAAAAAUCUUACUAGCAACGUUACGGCAGUUGUCAAAGAUGACAUCAAUAAGUUGUUGGCUGGUAAAACUUAUGAACAAUUAAACAAAUUGCAAGCUCAGAUUCAACAAAAGUUAUCUGGGCAAGAAGCUGUGGAAGUUGAAUAUUGGGAACAGCAAUUAAAAACUAUAACAGUUUGGAAAGCGAAGGCUAAAUUAAAGGCAAUGCAUGAAAUUGUAUUACACAAGAGAUUGGAACAAUUAAGGAGAAAACAGAGACAGGAAGCUAUAAAAGUGCAGGAAGAAUUAGAAACAGCACUUGCGUCACAUAAUUUGCAUGUUAGGGCAGAAGGACGACAAGAACCUAUUAUUGAGGAAGUAUUAGAGGAAGAAGACGAUUCUUUGAUCGAAGAAUAUGACAUGUCGAUGAGUCCAAAACCUUUUGACAAAUUACCACGAGAAGAUAAACAUUUUGAAAUUUUUGAUAUUGAGGAAGACAUGAAAGCAUUGAGAGAAAAACGUAAAGAGGUUCUUCGUAACCAAUUCAUUCCCAUGAAAAUUCAACAAAAGAAACCUACUGUAGAAGAGGAGGAAGAUUCUGUGGUUUCUAAAGUAUUAUAUGAACGAGAGGCUGCCAAAGAUUUGGACGAAGAUGAAGCUAUAUUUAAUAUAGAAGAAGAAUUAGCCAAAACGACAUAUUUAUGGCAAGAUAAAUAUCGUCCAAGGAAACCUCGAUAUUUUAACCGUGUUCAUACAGGAUACGAAUGGAAUAAAUAUAAUCAAACUCAUUAUGAUAGCGAUAAUCCACCUCCAAAGGUCGUUCAAGGAUACAAAUUCAAUAUAUUUUAUCCUGACCUGAUUGAUAAGUCCAAAGCUCCAACAUAUAAAAUAGAAAGGGAACCUGGAAACAAUGAUACCGUCUUGAUCAGAUUCCUGGCUGGGCCUCCUUAUGAAGUAUGA
Molecule: messenger RNA, 984 nt
Organism: Funneliformis geosporum
Lineage: Eukaryota; Fungi; Glomeromycota; Glomeromycetes; Glomerales; Glomeraceae
Source: the annotation of a GenBank genome assembly